Messenger RNA from Leopardus geoffroyi (Geoffroy's cat), 6624 nucleotides. RefSeq names its product phenylalanyl-tRNA synthetase subunit alpha (gene FARSA). The record is from RefSeq and is a predicted model, not a curated record. Gene Ontology annotation, molecular function: tRNA binding; ATP binding; phenylalanine-tRNA ligase activity. Gene Ontology annotation, cellular component: cytosol; cytoplasm; phenylalanine-tRNA ligase complex. The transcript is spliced from 13 exons. Lineage: Eukaryota; Metazoa; Chordata; Mammalia; Carnivora; Felidae. The coding region runs from base 2895 to 4421 and encodes 508 amino acids. Gene Ontology annotation, biological process: phenylalanyl-tRNA aminoacylation.
CCGAUCUGGGAGUUUAAAGAACGCGCGCGAGUGCCGCUGUCACUGCUCAGGACCAGGGUCCUGCCCCAGCUCGCCUUCUCUCGUCCCCUCCGCGGGUAAGGGUGGGCAAGGUUUUCCCAGCCACUUUCUACCCUGCAGUUGGGGAACCCCUACUCGCUCUCGCUCGCCCCCGCCCCGGGCCACGGUGGGGCAGAGGGCGCCUGAGCUCAGAGGCCGAGUCCUUGGGUCUUCACUUCAUCCCGGUGCCACAGCCUUGCAGGCCAGAGAGUAAAAUGUUAGCUCUCUCCUGUCAGGCCCCUAGUGCCCUGGCCGCCUGUCAGACUGCUGCUGUGUGACCGGGACAAGUCACUUAGCAUCUGAAGACACAGGAACCCCUAAGAGGCUAGGAGGAGAAACUUUGGCUAGGUGCCGCCCUACAAAACCGCUUUCAGUGCUGUUAGGGUUGUCCUGGGACAGAGGGAAGGAAGCCCAGAAGGCUCCAAGAUGUGACUAUAGGCUGUGGUUCCCAGAGUGGGGUAGGGUUGUUCCUCUAAUUGCGGCCUCUCCUUUACCCCUCCCUCAGCCAGUAAAGGGGUCGCUGCCUGUGGUCUCCCACAAACGGCCUGCCUUUUGCAAUUAAACGGCUAAAGAAGAGAGGCUGGGGGGUUCCGUUGGGGAGGAAAAAAAGAGACAGAUGGUGGGGAAGAUAAAGUCCAAGGGAGAUGGGCAGGACCCCUGAGUCUAGAGUCUUCUGAAGCCAAAGGCACGUGACUGACAGUGACAGACACCAUUUCCCUGCCCGCAAGCUGCAGGAAGCAGGAAGGAGGACUGGGGUUUUCCCAAACCCUGAGCAAACAGGCUCUGGACCUGGGAACGUGGGCUUGGAAGGGGGAAUCCUGGCAAAAGCGGGGAGGGGGUGGGGGGUGCUUCGGGGAUAGUGGUGGGAACUCAGAAAAGGGAGGAAUAAGGAGUCUUGGAGAAGUUGGGGUUCUGCCCCAGGCAGUAUCCAGUAUCAGCCAACCUGAACCCCCCCCAAUCCCUGGUCAUGAGGAGCCCCAAUCUGGGGUGGCCACUGCAGGCCUGCCACUGACCCUCCAGCCUUCCCUCCCUUCCGCCAUAUGUCAUGCACACAUGAGCUUGGUGCUUGCUGCUCGAAUGUGGACACUCUGACAGUCUUAUUCACUUUACCAUCACCCAGUGUCUCUUGCGGCACCUGGCACCUGGCAGGCUUAAAAUCUACUCGCUAUGUGACAGAAAGAAGGAAAGACUCUUGGGGGAAUUCAAUAAACAAAACAGGAAGAAAGUGCUUUGCAGCUAAAAAGGGACUUUGAGGGACACAUCCCGAAUUUUUAUCAGGAGCUUAUCGUAGGGUCAGGAUUGGGUGAUGUUGCGUAAACCCAUCUUCCCGGCUCAAAUAGUAAUCGUGAUGGUUAAAUGAGUAAAGGUGUUCUGCUUAGAAUCGUACUUGUCACAUGCUCCACACAGUUGACUCUUAGCAAGUACGUGUAUAUGUGUGGGUAGUAUUUUCACGUAAAUAACCUGCGUUUAUAGCAUCUCUAUCCAGGCAAGGAAACAGGCACAGAAAGAUUAAGCGAUUUGGGUGAGUGGCAUAAAUGGGAUUAGAAUCUACUUACACUGCCUACUAUAAUCUCCACUGGCCACAUGUGACUGUUGACCAUUUGAAAUGUAGCUUGUCCCAACUGAGAUGUGCCAUAACCGUAAAAGCACUCAUCAGAUUCUGGAGACUUAGUAUGGAAAGAGCAUGUGAAGUAUUUCAUUAGUAAUUUUAUAGUAAGUAUGGAAAUCAUCAUUUGGACCUGGCAAGUUUGGUAAAUUCUUCCGGUUAAUUUCAUCCAUUUUGUUUUUGACAUUGCUACUAGAAAGCUUAAAAUUAGAUUUGUGUCCCGCAUUCUAUCUCUAUAGGCCAGAACUGGUUUCAAGUAUGCAUUAUUGCCCUGACAUUGAUCUUCUCCGAGCAUUCAGGGAUCGGGGGUGGGAUCGGAGGUGUUUAUAGUUUCUGGCACCAUAUCUAGCAACUGUUUGUUGCUAGAGACCUACCACCCUCUUGAGCCUCCAUUUUCACAUUUGUGAAAUGGCGAUGAUAUCAAUAUCUGUAUCAAAGUUUUUGGGAAAAUGAAAAAACACACCUGAAGCACUUAGCACUGGGCAGAGCACACAGGGAUGUCCAUGUAGGUUAGCUGCUACCUUGACUGUAACUAUUGUUAGUUGACUCCCUCUCCCCUUUGUAUAUAGGGAGAGUCCCUACCUAGUCUCCCUUUAAAAACUUAAAAGUAAGGGCGCCUGAGUGUCUUAGGUAAGUGUCUGACUCUUGAUAUUGGCUCAGGUCAUAAUCUCACAGUUUGUGGGAAUGAGCCCAGCCAGGAUCUGCGCUGACAGUGUGGAGCCUGCUUGGGAUUCUCUCUCCCUCUCUCUCCCCCCCCCCUCCCCCACUAUUUGUUUUCUCUCUCUUAAAAAUAAACACUAAAAAUUAAGGGGGGGGACCUUAAAAGUAGUUGACCAGGGAAUGACUGUCCCUGAAGCCCACCACCUACAGCCCUCCCACAGGCCAAUACAGAAAGGCAGAGGGCUCCUGGGCACAGAGAGACAGAAGUCCAAGGUCACACCGCCUGCUGGAGGUGGGGCUGGGUGACACUUAAAACAACUCUGUGAUUCUGUCCUUGAGGUUUGCAAUUUGGCCUCUCUAGUCCACCAGACACCACUAUUCCAGCUAGGGUGGAGGUGGGCACGGUGUCCCUCCCACCCCCUAAGAUUCCAUCGCCACACUGAAGAUGGCGGCAUUCUGAGCCCGGCACAAGGUCCGCCACGCUCAAGAUGGCGACACACACGCCCGGCGCCGGUUCCGGUUCCGGUGGUUCAGGCUACGGCGGGAUACGCCGAGCACGCUGGGCACAGCCAUGGCGGACGGCCCGGUGGCGGAGGUGCUGCUGAGGCAGCUGGCGGCGGCCGAUGGCGGCCUGGACAGCGCGGAGCUGGCGGCUAAGCUGGGCGUGGAGCACCAGGCAGUGGUGGGCGCCGUGAAGAGCCUGCAGGCGCUGGGAGAGAUCAUUGAGGCUGAGCUACGUUCCACCAAGCGCUGGGAGCUUACCGCUGAGGGCGAGGAGAUAGCCCGGGAGGGCAGCCAUGAGGCCCGGGUGUUUCGCAGCAUCCCCCCGGAGGGCCUGGCCCAGAGCGAACUUAUGCGACUGCCCAGCGGCAAGGUGGGCUUCAGCAAGGCCAUGUCCAACAAGUGGAUCCGUGUGGAUAAGAGUGCAGCUGAAGGGCCCCGUGUGUUCCGAGUGGUGGACAGCGUGGAGGACGAGGUGCAGCGGCGGCUCCAACUGGUCCAGGGUGGGCAGGCUGAGAAGCUGGGUGAGAAGGAAAGGAGUGAGCUCAGGAAGAGGAAACUGCUGACCGAAGUGACCCUGAAGACCUACUGGGUGAGCAAAGGCAGUGCCUUCACUACCAGCAUCUCCAAACAGGAGACAGAGCUGAGCCCAGAGAUGAUCUCCAGCGGCUCCUGGCGGGACCGGCCCUUCAAGCCGUACAAUUUCUUGGCCCAUGGCGUCCUCCCAGAUAGCGGCCACCUGCACCCUCUGCUCAAGGUCCGCACGCAGUUCCGGCAGAUCUUCCUGGAGAUGGGGUUCACGGAGAUGCCGACCGACAACUUCAUCGAGAGCUCCUUCUGGAACUUUGAUGCACUUUUCCAGCCCCAGCAGCACCCAGCACGUGACCAACACGACACCUUCUUCCUUCGAGAUCCAGCCGAGGCCCUGCAGCUUCCAAUGGACUACGUCCAUCGGGUCAAGCGGACCCACUCUCAGGGUGGCUACGGCUCACAGGGGUACAAGUACAACUGGAAGCUGGAAGAGGCCCGGAAAAACCUGCUGCGCACGCACACCACGUCGGCCAGUGCCCGCGCCCUCUACCGCCUGGCCCAGAAGAAGCCCUUCACACCGGCCAAGUACUUCUCCAUCGAUCGUGUGUUCCGAAACGAGACCCUAGAUGCCACACACCUGGCCGAGUUCCACCAGAUCGAGGGUGUGGUGGCUGACCACGGCCUCACCCUAGGCCACCUCAUGGGUGUCCUGCGGGAGUUCUUCACGAAGCUGGGUAUUACCCAGCUACGCUUCAAGCCGGCCUACAACCCCUACACGGAGCCCAGCAUGGAGGUGUUCAGCUACCACCAAGGCCUGAGGAAGUGGGUGGAAGUCGGGAAUUCUGGGAUCUUCCGCCCUGAGAUGCUGCUGCCCAUGGGACUCCCCGAAAACGUGUCAGUCAUUGCUUGGGGCCUCUCCCUGGAGCGCCCAACAAUGAUCAAAUACGGCAUCAACAACAUCCGGGAGCUGGUGGGCCACAAGGUGAACCUGCAGAUGGUGUAUGACAGCCCCCUGUGCCGCCUAGACGCUGAGCCGGGGCCCCCACGGACACAGGGCACCGCAUGACGUGGACCGCCCUGGGAUAGCCCGCCUUCCCUGAGCCCCUGCCGUCCAGCCCCUUUGCAUCCCUGCCAGUGACCCUCUCGUAUUUAUGAGGCCUCUGUGAGGCCAUCCCCCCGUCCCUGGUAGCUCCUCUUUCCCCAUCUGCCCCACGGUCCCAGGGGUGGGGGGUGGGGGGCAGGUAGCAGGUAUGAUCUAUGAAGGUGGGCCCUAGGGAGCCCUGCAGGCCAGCUGCUGGCUAAUAAAGUGGGCAUUUGUCCUCAUAUGGUGCCUUUCCUUAGGGAUGGAGGAGCGUGAGGAGUCCUUGGUGUGAGGGGUGGUGGGCUGGGGAUCCUGGAACCUCAGGAGCCCCUGGCUUGCCUGAGCCUGCUCCAUCCCCCUGGGGAGAACUGGCUCCAUCAAGCAUUUACCCAUCACCUGGUGGUGCCAGGCUGUCCUCUAGGUGAAUGGAACAGAAGCCCCCCGCCCCGGGCGAGGGGCAUUUGGGAGGGGAAGGUCGAGGCAGGUGCCAAGAUUCCCCCUGGGAGCCCAGCAUGGUGGGGUGACAGGGGCAACUUUAAAACACCGCUCCCUCCCCUCCUCUUUUUUUUAAAGAGCAGUUUCUGGCGCACAGCAAAAUUGUGCAGAAAGUACGGAAACCUCCCCGUGUACCUUCUGCCCCCACGCGUGCCCAGCCUCCCUUCUGUCAACAUCUUCGCAGCCAGAGGGGUGCAUUUGUUACAAUGAAUGAGCUACACACUCACCCACGGUUGGUUCGUGGUUUACAUCGUGGUUCGUGCUCGGUGUUGUACGUUCUCUGGGUUUGGACAACGUAAGAUGAUGUGUUUCCAUCGCUACGGUAUCAUGCAGAGUAUUUUCACUGCCCUAAAAGUCUUGUGCUCCGCCUGUUCAUCCCUCCAUCCUCCCCCUAAAAAGCUGCUCUUUUUAGGUUAGGAAAACAAUUCUCAUAAGGGGCACCUGGGUGGCUCAGUGGGUUAAGCGUCUGACUUCAGCUCAGGUCAUGAUCUCACGGUUCGUGAGUUCGAGCCCCAUGUCGGGCUCUGCUGACAGCUCAGAGCCUGGAGCCUGCUUCGGAUUCCGUUGUCGCUCUCUCUCUCUGUCCCUGCCCUGUUCGAGCUGUCUCUCUCUCAAAAAUAAGCGAACAUUAAAAAAAAUUCUCGUAAGGAUUUCACGGGGGCUCGGAAUAGGGAGAUGAGUAGGACAGAGCUUCGUGAGCCCACAUUGAACGGUGAGUGGGAUCUCUGUUUCUGUGCAGAUGUUUUAAAGCAAAUCUCAGCCUCCACAUUGCUCACCCCCACAUCUUCAGGGUCAGUGCACUUUGGAAAUGUGAACAGUUGUAUAACCAUGAAGCCGUCGUUAAACCCAAACAGUUGGCAGCUGAGGCCGUGGGCUUCUCCAGUCCCAGGGCCUGUGGGCACCAAUCUCCCAAGGGCUACUUGGUCGAUUUUUUUUCCUUUAUUUCAAAUUAAUUCACUCAUACGGAAAAAUACUCAUUCAUGCAACAAAUGUGCACCUCCUGAGUCCCAGCAACGUCCUGAGCUGAAGACCGCAAAGCUGAUUCAGGUCCCUGCCGUUGGGAGCUGGCGUGGGGGAAGGGAACACAGGAGGCAUAAACAGAUAAAUGCAGAAAUGGAGGGAGAGGUGAGGCCACAGAAAAGUGAAGGUGGGUGGGGAAGGUGAAGCAUAUAUAAUGUUAAAAUUAAGCCUAACGGGCGCCUGGGUGGCUCAGACGGUUGAGCGUCCGACUUCGGCUCAGGUCAUGAUCUUGCAGUCGGUGAGUUCGAGCCCCGCGCCAGGCUCUGUGCUGACAGCUCAGAGCCUGGAGCCUGCUUCGGAAUCUGUGUCCCCCUCUCUCUCCGCCCCACCCCUGCUUGUGCUCUCACUUUUUCAAAAAUGAAUAAACAUAAAAAAAAAAAAAAAGCCUAACACCAUCUGCCCAGGUUGGAUUAAAUCGGCACAUUGUAUUUGUUUUGGGUCUUUCACAUUUUAGAUCCCUGUGCCUAGUGGUUUGAAGAGCCUGUGGGCUUGUCCUAUCUCCUUUAGCCAGCACCUUGCUGAGAUUGCUCCCUCCUAAAUUUGGUGUUUCUCAUUCUCCUGUGUUUUUAAGCUUUUGCUAUUGUAUAUAUUAUUUUCACAAAACAUGGUUGGACUUUGCUUGUCUUCAGAAGUUACACAGACGCUGCACCAUUAAAAAAAAAAUUCCAGCAAA